GUGAACACUGUCUCUCUGAGGAAACUCCACCUUGUCACUCUCAUCAUUAUUUCUCCAUGUUUUCAGUCAAGGCUGAGUAAUGGAACCUGAAGCCGUCAAGACGAUAAAGAUGGCAGCGCUCGGUCGGCCUUUCAGCCUCGGGAUGCUGUACGACUGUCGCCAAGACUCACUGAUCCCUGGCAUGACAUUGUGGGACCCUGAUUCCCUGAAGAAGGAUGCACGAGAAAGACCCCAACCCAACAGUGAAUUUGAGAUAGUUGCAUCUGAAUCCACUGAGGACAAAUCUUCAGCAUUAAAUGUCCAGGCAUCCCUGAAGGCAAGUUUCUUGGCUGGACUGGUAGAGGUUGAGGGGUCUGCCAAAUACCUAAAUGACUGCAAGAUUUCCAAAAAUCAGGCCAGAGUGACUCUCAAAUACAAAACUACAACCAAAUACCAGGAGCUGUCAAUGAGACAUCUUGGAAGAGACAAUGUGAAGCAUCCGUAUGUUUUUGAUAAAGGAAUAGCAACACAUGUAGUCAAAGGUAUCCUUUAUGGGGCACAAGCCUUCUUUGUAUUUGACCGUGAGGUGUCUGAAAAGGAGGAUCAUAAAGACAUUGAGGGCAGUCUGAAGGUGAUGAUUCAGCAGAUUCCGGGCCUUGUACUGCAAGGUCAAGAUUCCCUGCAACUGACAGAAACAGAUACUGCAAAUGUUCAAAACUUCUCCUGCAAAUUCCACGGUGACUUUAACCUUCAGAGGCAUCCUGUGUCCUUUCAGGAUGCAAUUGAAGUCUACCAGAGUCUACCAACAUUACUGGGAGCAAAUGGAGAAAAUGCCGUGCCAGUGAAGGUCUGGCUGAUGCCCCUGAAAAUUUUAGAUUCUGCUGCAGCUCAACUUGUCCGUCAGAUAAGUAUUAGAUUAGUGAUGGAGGCACAGAGCAUCCUGGAGGACUUGAGUGAGCUGGAAAUGAGGUGCAAUGAUGCAAUGAAAAACAGCACAACCCAACAAUUCCCACAGAUUGGGAAAAAGCUGAAAGCUUUUCGAGAACUAUGCUCUGAGAACAAGCUGGAAUUCCAGAGGACCCUGGCAAGGAAACUUCCAUCAAUCCGGGGAGGAGGGGAAGAGGAGGCUGUGCUUGCAGAGAUGUUGAAAAUGAGACAUUCUUCUCCAUUCAAUAGCAAAAAUCUGAAUGUGGCAGAAAACAUCCGGAUGCUGGUAACAUUCGCAGAUGGUCAGAGGCCACCGGUUCUUGAAGCAAUUAAUGUCUCUGGAGUCCCAUGGCCUAAAACAGAUGCAGGACUUCCUGUUCACUUCAAAUUCAACAAUUCAGCUCUGUUUGCAGACAACACAUCCAUCAAUGACAAAUCAGGUAACGCAGAUUCAGAUGAAGACAUGGAUGAUGAUAACUUUGAUGAAAUGUUUUGGAACAUGGGUGCCAAAAGCAUGAAAAACUUUUUCACUGCUUUAGACCGAAUAACAACCAAAAGCUUGCAGAUGACCAAAGAAGUUCUUAAAGAGCGCAAGCAGCUUGAAACAGCCAUUGAAGAAUUGCAGCAGCCACUUAAAUGUGGAUUUGUUACACUCCAACAACUAAGGAUGAUUAAUCAGAAACUUAAAGAACAUAAAGAGAUGUCAGUGCGCUCCAUCGCUCGGCUCAAAGAGAUCGCCCUGAGGCCCAACCCACUGAGCAGUCCAGAAUACAUUGACUUGCUCAUUGAAGGAGAAAAGUCAGAGGCCAAAGAGGGUUACCUGGCCCGAAUUCAGUCUCUGGAGGCAAUGAGAAAAAGAGCAACAAUCAUAUCUUAA
This is a messenger RNA of Myripristis murdjan (pinecone soldierfish), 1783 nucleotides long. Its product is annotated as stonustoxin subunit beta-like. The record is from RefSeq and is a predicted model, not a curated record. The coding region runs from base 80 to 1783 and encodes 567 amino acids. The transcript has 5 exons. NCBI's taxonomy places the organism in Eukaryota, Metazoa, Chordata, Actinopteri, Holocentriformes, Holocentridae.